Molecule: messenger RNA, 720 nt
Organism: Mya arenaria
Lineage: Eukaryota; Metazoa; Mollusca; Bivalvia; Myida; Myidae
Product: PLAC8-like protein 1
Exons: 4
Coding region: 163-513 (116 amino acids)
Source: RefSeq, a predicted model, not a curated record
AUACAACCCUUCCUUUUACCCGGGUCAAACUUAUGAAUGAUAACCAGGCGGUUUAGUCAUUUCAGCAAAGUGAAUCGCCCGGUGAGCAUACAUUAAUAUUGAAGGGAUAUUUACCGACAUCUUAAGGAAUUUUCGGAAAAUCCAUACCAGUGAACAACACAUAUGAACACCGUAGUUGUAACCCAGCAGCCGGCGGGCAGACAAAUGAUGAUCGGGUCCGUCCAGGGCCACAGGGACUGGGAUAGCGGGCUCUUUGCCUGCUGCUCUGACUGCAAAUCAUUGUUGAUGACGUAUUGUUGCCUACCGUGCGCCAUCUGUGACAUCUCGACACGGGCGGGAGAAUGUAUGUGCAUGCCCUGGUUUGUCCCUGGGGGACUCCUGGCUCUCAGGGCCCGCAUCAGGACCCUUGGAGGUAUUCAGGGUUCCAUCUGCGGUGACUGCAUGGCGAUGUCGUGUUGUGGCCUGUGCGCCAUUUGUCAAAUGCAGAGAGAACUGGAAGCUAUGGGCCUUUAACUUGACCAACAGUCCGGGUCAUUUCUGUUAGUGAUCUUGGAGUUAUAUCCUUAUACUGGUCAUGCACCUUUCACAGAAAUGAACAAGAACAUGAUUGCUUUGCUUUUGUAAACAAAGACACAUUACGAAAUGUUUGCAUAGUUAAUCAUUUGGACAAUUCUACGAAAAUGUUUAACAUACUUGAGCGAUAAUAAAACAUAAGAACCA